Messenger RNA from Mixia osmundae IAM 14324, 1446 nucleotides. RefSeq lists its product as uncharacterized. Lineage: Eukaryota; Fungi; Basidiomycota; Mixiomycetes; Mixiales; Mixiaceae. The coding region runs from base 1 to 1446 and encodes 481 amino acids. The record is from RefSeq and is a predicted model, not a curated record. The transcript has 2 exons.
AUGGUGCGGACGCGCUCACUCACUCGCGGCACGCUGGCCAGCAUUUCUAGUCUCUGGCAGGGCGAGCAGUACAGUCAGAUCGCUACUCCUGGCGAUGACAGUGUUGACGGUAGCAAAAGCGAGGGCGAACUCGAGCAGCAAGCAUCGCUUCAGCCGUCGCGACGCAGAAUCGCGCUCAAGCUUGCCUUGCUUAGUCUUUCAGCCGCUUGCCUUUGUCCGAUAGCGUACAUAGCAUAUAGACAUUUGCCGGUAUCACUAAACGCGACACGAAUCGAGUCAACGCUUUGGCAGAUACUGGAGAAUAUAAAUUAUGAGCCUCUUUCUACUGUCGAUAUAGAUCAAACAAGCGACCGAAGUCCGCUAGAAUCAGGGCUCCCGGCUCUCCUGUUUCCUGGCAAGGACCGAUUCAAUAACCACGUCUAUAUAGCCCUGAAGGCUGGCUACCUAGGCCUCAAGACGCGGCGGAGCGUGAUUUUCCCCAAUCCAGAUGGUCCGUUGCCGCUCUCUGCAAUUUUUGACCAUCAAGGCGCGUCAAAGAAAGCGAGCAGUCCGGUUUCUUUCGAUCUCAGCCACAUAACAAACGACACGCUUCGUCUGGGAUGCUGGGCUGAGCAUGCAGGCGCUAAUUUCACCGAGUUCGGAACGCAGAUAGCAACAUGGCCGAUUCCGUCUAUAGAGGGCUAUGAUGCAAAUUCAUACGAGCUGGUCGAGCAGAUUUCAGCCCGUUUCGAGACCUUCGAGACCACCCUGGACCAUCUGGCGGAGACUGAUGAACGCUUCAAGUUGCAACGGCGCCCGUCGGACAAGUUGCUGUGCAUGUAUCCGGCAUUUGGGUUGCACGAGCAAGACUUCAGCAGCAUCCACGGCCGUCCCUACGACAACGACAUCAUGGCUCUCCAGGAUCCUGCCUGGCAGUACUACGGGCGGCAUCUGUAUUUUUCUCGCGAGAUCGAGCGUCUCGCAGAUCUUGUAAUCGCAUCAACGAUAGACAAUCCUGCCAUACCUUUUGCGACUGUACAUAUCAGAAGGGGCGAUUUCUGUAGCGCCCGCUUCAGCAGAGCAAAUUGCAAUCAAGCCCAUGCCAAGACACUAGAUCACUAUGCAGCGGCCCUUGAUGGCUUCGCACGUCAGGAUGAUUGCAAUCAAAAGCAUGGUUUUCCCAAAGUGCUCGUUAUGACUGACGAACUCGACCCAACCUUCGCGGAAGCAGUCGGUCACCGCGGUUGGCAUAUGAUACGUUCCGAAGCUAUCAUCGCCGUAAAUCUUCCGGCAGACUGGCUAGGGCUGAACGUAAAGCCUCGCUUCCUUGCUGGUAUAGUAGACGGAGCCAUCAUGGCCCGGGGUCAAGCCUUUGCAGGGACUCACCGAAGUACCAUGUCGGCCCUUGCACAACUACGGGUUCAGACCUGGCAGAAUGGCUGCAGUGUGCUAGUCAAUCCGCAAUAG